This is a messenger RNA of Pygocentrus nattereri (red-bellied piranha), 1206 nucleotides long. RefSeq names its product phosphoribosyl pyrophosphate synthetase 1A (gene prps1a). The record is from RefSeq and is a predicted model, not a curated record. Gene Ontology annotation, molecular function: ATP binding; magnesium ion binding; ribose phosphate diphosphokinase activity. The transcript is spliced from 8 exons. Gene Ontology annotation, biological process: purine nucleotide biosynthetic process; ribonucleoside monophosphate biosynthetic process; 5-phosphoribose 1-diphosphate biosynthetic process. Lineage: Eukaryota; Metazoa; Chordata; Actinopteri; Characiformes; Serrasalmidae. Gene Ontology annotation, cellular component: ribose phosphate diphosphokinase complex; cytoplasm. The coding region runs from base 163 to 1134 and encodes 323 amino acids.
GUUGCGUUGGAACUGCUGCCAGGGAGACGGAGCACGAGCUGACAGGCAGGGCGCGCGCUCCGUGUUUACAGCAGCUACGCGAACGUUUACCGGCAUUUAUCGAGAUCCUUCCCAGCCCGGCGGCUCCUUUCAGCCAAGAUAGACGCGCUGGAACAGCCGAGAAUGCCGAACAUCAAGAUAUUCAGCGGUAGUUCUCAUCCUGAUUUAUCGCAGAAGAUCGCUGACCGCCUGGGACAGGAGCUCGGCAAAGUGGUCACCAAGAAAUUCAGCAACCAAGAAACAUGUGUGGAGAUCGGCGAGAGUGUGCGCGGAGAGGACGUGUACAUCGUUCAGAGCGGCUGUGGUGAGAUAAACGAUAACCUGAUGGAGUUAUUGAUUAUGAUCAAUGCGUGUAAGAUCGCGUCAGCGUCCAGAGUGACCGCGGUCAUCCCCUGCUUUCCCUACGCCAGACAAGACAAGAAGGAUAAGGUGGGGAGCCGAGCUCCAAUCUCCGCUAAGCUGGUAGCGAACAUGCUGUCUGUCGCUGGAGCCGAUCACAUCAUCACUAUGGAUCUGCACGCCUCUCAAAUACAGGGCUUUUUCGAUAUCCCAGUGGACAAUCUGUACGCUGAGCCUGCCGUCCUGAAGUGGAUCAAGGAGAACAUUAACGAGUGGAAGAACUGCACCAUCGUCUCUCCUGACGCAGGCGGAGCCAAGAGGUGUGGAGGGGUGACGUCCAUAGCGGAUCAUCUGAACGUGGACUUUGCUCUGAUCCACAAAGAGAGGAAGAAGGCCAAUGAAGUUGACCGCAUGGUUUUGGUCGGAGAUGUUAAAGACAGGGUGGCCAUCCUGGUGGACGACAUGGCGGAUACAUGUGGCACGAUCUGCCACGCGGCGGACAAGUUGGUCUCUGCUGGAGCGACUAAAGUCUACGCUAUUCUGACUCACGGCAUCUUCUCUGGACCUGCGAUCUCUCGCAUAAACAACGCCAACUUUGAGGCUGUGGUGGUCACUAACACUAUUCCACAGGAGGACAAGAUCAAACAUUGCAGCAAGAUACAGGUGAUUGACAUCUCCAUGAUCCUGGCAGAGGCAAUCAGACGAACCCACAACGGAGAGUCGGUGUCCUACCUGUUCAGCCAUGUACCCUUAUAACACACACGCUCUCGUACAUUUUCUGUUCGCUGUUUGUGAGCGAAUAUAAAAAAUAUCCAAAUAUGAGCUCAU